UUCGUCUGAGGGUACAGUAGACAGGCCGAGACAGACACAGUAGCAAGCAACAACGGAGAGAAAGUGGGAAGCUCGUACCAGAACCAGACCAGGAACAGGAACAGGAACAGGACCAGACAUCAUCAUCUUUUCUCAUCUCUGCCAAUCUCUCUUCUCUUCGAUCCCGUCAACAUUCGGUCUUGUGGGGUUGGUUUGGAUUUAGGCAGUAGCGAAGUGGUGUGGGGAGAUGUGGUGGAAAAUGGGCAGAUGAAGAGGACCCACGCCCACCCCUCCCUCCCCGGAGGAAAAAAGAGGAACAAACGAGAAAAUGGCUGAGGAGAGAGAAAAAGAAAAAAGAAAACAAAGGUGAAAACUUUCAUGUACUUUCCACACUGUGCCCAUUGACGCCCCCACCUGCAGUUCUGAACUGAACCCUUCAAAGGUUUUUCCCUUUUCGUUUCAUCUCUCUGUGAUCCUCUGCUAUCUGCCCCUGCAGAGGUUUCCUUCCUUGCUUUGCUUUUGGUGGGCGUGAGGAACAGCAAGCAUUGGUUUGACUUUGCCGGGUUGAAUCUGAAGCAAAAAGGGUCAGAUUUUGUGGAGCUUCAUCGCGUUGUUAAGUCAGAGAAUCAAUCAAUCUGAUACUGGGUUUCCGUUAGAUUCUGUGUAUUCCUUGUGUUGGAUUCAGAGCCCUUUUUCAGGAAAAUGUCUGCCAGCUCAUAGGGAGAACAAGAAGGAACUUAUCAUAUGGGCUGGUGGACCAAGCUUUUCAAAGGUUCGGGCCACAGAGGGCAUUAUCAUGGAAGAUAUGGAGCCGAUAACAAUUGGGAAGAGCCUCAAAAUCCAUCGGAUGACUUAACAGACAUUGAGAGAGAACAAAUUGAUCAUGCGAUUGCUCUUUCACUCUCAGAGGAGGAUCAGAAAGGGAAAAAAGUGAUUGUUGAAGAAGAAAAUGUAGAGGAAGAUAAAGAACCUGAUACACCUCCAAAGGAGGAAGAGGACCCAGUUGACACGAAUGUGGAGGACAACGACUAUAAAAAAGCUCAGUUGGAGGAGGAUGAAGAAUUGGCCAUGGCUAUUCAAGAGAGUUUGAUUUUCGAAUCUCCUCCUGAUCCUCCUCCUGCUCCUGCACCUGCUCCUGCCUCUCCUCCUUCAAGAUAUGACAAUGGAAACCUGUUUCAGCCCUACCCCAUCUUAUCUUCCGGCUACAGAAUCUGUGCAGGCUGCAAAACAGAGAUUGGUCGCGGGCGAUUCUUGAGUUGCAUGGGCGGUGUUUGGCAUCCCGAGUGCUUCUGCUGUCAUGCCUGCAAACUUCCAAUUACCGAUUUCGAGUUUUCGAUGUCGGAUAACCGGCCCUAUCACAAAUCCUGCUACAAGGAGCAUCAUCACCCGAGAUGCGAUGUUUGUAAGAGCUUUAUCCCAACAAAUCCAGCCGGUCUCGUUGAGUACAGGGCACAUCCAUUUUGGUUUCAGAAGUAUUGCCCCUCACACGAGCGGGAUGGAACUCCUCGGUGCUGUAGCUGUGAAAGAAUGGAGCCGAGAGACACGAAGUACUUGUCCCUUGACGAUGGUCGGAAAUUGUGCCUUGAAUGUUUGGACUCAGCCAUCAUGUACACUCACGAGUGCCAACCCCUGUACGUCGAAAUACAAGAGUUCUACGAGGGACUAAAUAUGAAGGUGGAGCAGCAAAUUCCAUUACUCUUGGUUGAGAGACAGGCGCUCAAUGAGGCCAUGGAAGGAGAAAAGAAUGGGCACCAUCACUUGCCAGAAACCCGGGGACUCUGCUUGUCGGAAGAACAAUGUGUUACCACUAUUAUCCGGAGACCAAGAAUUGGGGCGGGCUAUCGGAUUAUUGAUAUGAUAACUGAGCCAUAUAAAUUAGUCCGAAGAUGCGACGUGACAGCAAUUCUCAUCUUAUACGGUCUUCCUAGGUUGUUGACGGGUUCGAUCCUUGCUCAUGAAUUGAUGCAUGCAUGGCUCCGGCUCAAAGGCUAUCCGAAUUUAAGUCCGGAGGUUGAAGAAGGAAUUUGCCAAGUCUUGGCCCACAUGUGGUUGGACUCCGAGCUCUACUCGAGCUCGGGAAGCGAAGCUUCUUCGUCAUCUUCUUCCUCAUCUUCUUCGUCAUCUUCUUCCCCUUCUUCCUCCUCUUCCACAUCAUCGAAGAAGGGGAAAAGGUCCGAUUUCGAGAAGAAGCUCGGGGAAUACUUUAAGCACCAGAUCGAGUCGGACACUUCCUCAGCCUAUGGAGAAGGUUUCAGGUUAGGGAACCAAGCAGUCCUCAAGUACGGACUCAGAACGACGCUUGAUCAUAUUCGGAUAACCGGAAGCUUCCCGGUGUGAGGAAAUUUGAUAAGAGAUUUUUGUAAGAUUUGUACCUCUUCAAUACAUAUAUAGGACCAAAAAUAAUUACAAAAAAAAAAAAGCGAGAAAUAUAAUGGUGUGAUCUUUUGCCCGUUCACGGUUGUAUGUUUUCUGAGAACCUAUGUAUGAAAGACCACGUAAAUGAUUUGCAAUGUCAUAAAGAAUGCAAAAGAUGGCAUAUAUAUGUA
Messenger RNA from Punica granatum (pomegranate), 2525 nucleotides. The record is from RefSeq and is a predicted model, not a curated record. NCBI's taxonomy places the organism in Eukaryota, Viridiplantae, Streptophyta, Magnoliopsida, Myrtales, Lythraceae.